GGGCGUAUCCUGGUGCUGGGGGCUCGGUGCGGGCGUUCCGGGCUGUGUUCUCCUGAAGGGCGACGUUCGCUCGCGGAGGCGGCACCUCUGGGACGAUGGCGGAGGGAGAUAACCGCAGCGCUAACCUGCUGGCUGCAGAGACUGCAAGUCUGGAAGAGCAGCUGCAAGGAUGGGGAGAAGUGAUGCUGAUGGCUGAUAAAGUCCUCCGAUGGGAAAGAGCCUGGUUUCCACCUGCCAUCAUGGGUGUGGUUUCUUUGGUGUUUCUGACUAUCUACUAUCUAGAUCCAUCUGUUCUAUCCGGUGUUUCCUGUUUUGUUAUGUUUUUGUGCUUGGCUGACUACCUUGUUCCCAUUCUUGCACCUAGAAUUUUUGGCUCCAAUAAAUGGACCACUGAGCAACAGCAAAGAUUCCAUGAAAUCUGCAGCAAUGUAAUAAAAUCUCGCCGCAGAACUGUGGGUUGGUGGAAACGCCUCUUCACUCUAAAGGAAGAAAAGCCUAAAAUGUACUUCAUGACCAUGAUCGUUUCUCUUGCUGCGGUUGCUUGGGUAGGACAGCAAGUCCACAACCUUCUUCUCACCUACCUGAUAGUGACUUUCUUACUGUUGCUUCCUGGACUGAACCAACAUGGAAUCAUUUCGAAGUACAUUGGAAUGGCCAAAAGGGAGAUAAACAAGCUUCUCAAACAAAAAGAAAAGAAAAAUGAAUAGUGAAUCUGCUUCAUUCAGUGUGACUAAUCGCAUAUACAUUGUCCAUGGAACCAGUUUCUGUUAUGCUGUCUGGAUACUAAAUGUUACAGAAGCAGCUCUUUGCGCCCUCAUUUUGCCCUUAGUUAACAGAAAUUCAGAUUUGCCAACUCAGCUUCAUUCAUAGUGUCUUCGUGUCAAGUGUUGCUGGGUGUAUUCUCUCAGUUGGCCUUAUAUGGACAACUCAUUUGUAUGACUUAUUUUGAUUUUUCUCAUCCAGGAUUCAUUGAAUUCUUACAUUUAGGCAACUUCCUGUAAAAUAACCUAGUGGUGUCUUUCACCCCUUAGUACAGUUAACAGUGACUUUGGGUAAUUGUCCAACUGAUCUGUGUUUUAGCUAGAUAGAAGGUAGUGGUCUGUGGCUACAGGAAGCUGGUUCUACUGUCUGCUUCCACAGUCUACUUAAAAAACUGUCUGGCUUUUCAUGAAUAUAGAAACCACAUAAGAGACCAAUUAAGAGUCAUUCCUCAUUUUGUUUCUCUAUCAUGGGUGAAGACUCCUCAUGGAAUAAAGUGAAUGAAAUUCCAUGCGCCAGAAUGUAUUGGUUUCUCCCUGUGCAAAACGUAGCAAGCUGUAAGAAACAGUGAUGUUUUCUCCCAAAUGGGACUAUGACAGGCUUAGAGCUUUUGUCCUCUUGCACUUAAACUUCAAGUUAGUAAAUCCUUAAAAGCUUUUCAAUAACAGACUUCCAAAAGAUCAUAUUUAUGAUUUUUAGCCUACUUUUAAUUUCUGAUUUUCAGCUGACUGAAGCUGAACCUUAAUAGGUUAAGACUCAUUGUCUUUGAUCUUUACUCCAAGACCAACCAGUAAAGAACAAAAGUCUUCCUGUGUUCAGUCAAGAUUCACUUCAGUAGACAAUAAUCUUAACUAAUUUGUCAAGACCCAAAUAAGCCUUUAAAGGUAAGCCUCAGGAUUCUCAUUUAAUGGUAAUUCUGGCUGCUUUGGUCCCUACAGAUUGGGCAUAGAAGUAGUUACUAGGAAGGUGUCCAUGUAGUUUAUGCUCUGAAGAAUAUAAGGACUGGUGGUGAGAACAGAUUCUGGGUGAUGAGAGUUGGCUUUGCUCUACAGCGAUUCUAACUCCUUGACAAGCUGCUUAGCGACAGUCUCCCUCUCAGCAGCUAGAAAUUUAGAGUAGCUGAAAUUUGUAGGAAUGAACCUCUGAGGGCUGAAAAUGUGAAUUUUUUUGAACAUUCUUAAACUGAUUUGCUGUAAUAUAGUUUUGUGAAUUUACUGCACUGAUGUUGUAAGACCUGGACCUUGUGGUUUUUCUGUCCCUAAAUAAGUACUGUUUUCUCCCCUUCAAUAUUGCUGUAAACAGUGGCAUCCAUGUAGCAUAUGUUUGAGUUUUUCCCUUAUGUUUCGUAUGAAAACUACAAACUACCUUAAUUUACGUGUGUUUUUCCCUUGUAAAUAACCUGUCUUCCUACCUGGAUUUUUGUGUGUGUACUUGUUCUACCAAUUAACUACUUUUGCAGUUUUAAUCCUGUAUUAUUUCUUUCACUUUGUUUUGUGGAAAAGGGGAAAAUUAUAAAAAGCUUGGAAUCCCUCUUUGUGUCUUACUUUCUUAAUAGCCAAUACAAUGUUUACAUGAUUGGAUUUAUAAAUCUCAUUAAUGAACCACCCUGUUGAUCACUACAUGCCUGUACUCUUUUAAGAACAAAAUGAAAUAAAGGUUUAAAUUUACUCAGCGAACACCCUGGCACCGUGCUAGAUG
Molecule: messenger RNA, 2457 nt
Organism: Talpa occidentalis (Iberian mole)
Lineage: Eukaryota; Metazoa; Chordata; Mammalia; Eulipotyphla; Talpidae
Gene: ARL6IP1
Product: ADP ribosylation factor like GTPase 6 interacting protein 1
Exons: 6
Coding region: 96-707 (203 amino acids)
Source: RefSeq, a predicted model, not a curated record